AUGUCGUUUAAUAAAGCAAAACAUUUAGCAACAUUUUCUCGCGUAUGGUAUCUCUUUGACGCCAAAUGGCAAUGUCCACAUCUAUCAGGUGAACGAAUAGCUCGUAUUCUACGUGGUGAACACAAACCGAUCUUCUAUCCAGGAGAAUCUACAGGCGAUUGUGUUGUGGCCAUAAACACUCGACAUGUGGCCUUGCGCAACGACGCAUGGCGUGCUGAAGCACUACACAUCCCCCGUGUUUAUGCCAAAACCAAAUACGAUAUACCUCUGUUCAAACUUCAUGAACUUGAUCCAACAAAAGUUCUCCAUCUAUGCGUUCUCAACUGUUUACCACCAGAAAACAAUCGAAGAUACGACAUGGCACGAUUGUAUACAUUUCCUGAUGAUGCAGUACCUGCUCAUUUAUUGAAGAAUGUAUGUGAUCAAAUACGUGGCUCACGUUCUAUACCUAAACGCCUUGAUGAUUUGACACCGGGUGAAGUAAAAAACUUCCCUCAAAUGUUCAAAUGGCCGAAGGAUUUGGUGAUUGAUGAUCUCGAUCGAGACAAAUUCGUUCGUGUUGUUCCUCCGGAAGAAUUACCUAAACGAGAAGUUAUGCUUGGACAACGUGCUGGCAAACAGAACUACUGGUUUCAUGUUUCGACUAGUCGACAUGAAGAAGUUAAAAUUAAUUAA
Molecule: messenger RNA, 675 nt
Organism: Adineta ricciae
Lineage: Eukaryota; Metazoa; Rotifera; Eurotatoria; Adinetida; Adinetidae
Source: the annotation of a GenBank genome assembly